AUGCGGAAUGCCGAAAACUUCUGUGAAAAUUUUCUUAUUUUUAGCAUCAUCGCGGUGCUAAAUGCGAUCAGCCAGUUGACGAGUGCAUGUCGAUACCUUGCGAUAAUAGCGGUGUCUGUGAGUCCACAAAUGACGGUUUCAAAUGCCAUUGUCGAAAGUACUAUCUGGGUGAUCGCUGUGAGACCCUGGGCUCCUGCCUCAGUAAUCCUUGUGAACGAGGCGAAUGCUUGCAACUUUCACAAAACAACCAUUCGUGUAGCUGUCCAAAAGGCUAUGAAGGGAAAAAAUGCGAGGUACGGUAGUACUCUUUCAGUUAAUAACAGUGAAACAACGUAGUU
Messenger RNA from Cylicostephanus goldi, 338 nucleotides. The record is from the annotation of a GenBank genome assembly. NCBI's taxonomy places the organism in Eukaryota, Metazoa, Nematoda, Chromadorea, Rhabditida, Strongylidae.